AUGGAUCAAACAAAAAUCGGGAAUGAAAAAGCUGUUCUUUCUCCUCCCUCAACUCCUCCGUCAGGCUCUGGAUUCCUUUCUCCUCCGACGACCUCAAUUGCCGGUGAGACCCAAACACCAGAUCCUCGUUGGCCAAGCAAGAGCCGGUGGUCAUUUAAAGCUAAGCCUCCUCUCUCGAGGCUAGCUUUGGCGGAUCCGCUUCUCACCGCCGGUGACAAUUCCGGCGCUUCUUCUUCUACCAAAAGUAAUGUAAUUCCUCAAUCAUCUUCUCUUGCCAUCUCUGAAUGUCAAGUGGAGUUGCCGACGAAGAACAUUGACUCCCCUGUCCUUUUAGAAUCGGCUCCCGAAAACAAAUUGGAGGCUUCUGGAAAUUCAAAAGGGGAAUCUGACAUUCUCAUUCCACUUCCAGAGACGGAAGCUGUGGCUCCAUCUGGCCAAGGACCCUUGCCACAAGGCUCUAUCCAAUCUCCACCUCUUGGCGCUUGGGCUAAGAAGCUGGACCUUUCAACUGUUUCUAUCUCUCGUUCUACAGUGGAUCAAAAGAUGUGGCCCUCUUUAGGAGCAUCAAAGUCCAUCUGUAGUGAGCCACAAGUUUUUCAAAAACCAGUAGCAAUGGAAGAUGCUAUCAGGUUUCCAUGGGCAGCGAAGAUGAGUCCAUCUUCAAGGAAUCUCUACAGAGCAACUGAACCUGAAUUCCUAGAAGACGGAACUCCAAAGGUAACGAUUCCUCAACAUGUCUUGGUGCAAGGCUUAGAGAACCAGAAAGAGUAUGUGUUAGGGCAGUUUUAUAGAUGUUCUCCUCCUCCUGGUGGCUUAAUCUUUGCGGUCUUUAACAAAUUAUGGGGAAGAACUUGCAAAGUAACCAUUAGGAAGCUUGGGGAAUGUAACUACCUUUUUCAUAUUCCGGAUGAAUCCACUAGGACUUGGGUUCUUCAAAGAGGGUUGUGGCAUGUUGAUGAUUGUCUGAUGUUUGUUGCUCCCUGGACCCCGGAACCUUCCCUAGCUAUCCCUGAAAUCAAAACAAUUCCUGUGUGGGUAACUCUAAAAAAGAUACCCAACAUCUUGUAUUCUAUCCCUGGAAUUAGUCACAUAGCUUCAGGUUUAGGUGCUCCGAUGGCAACUCACAAGCCUAGACUAGACCCUAUUCUUAUGGGUGAAGCAAAAAUUUUGGUAGAGGUUGAGUUGAGCAAAGCCUUUCCACCAAGAAUUGCUGCUGAAGACAAAAGGGGAUUUAUUUGUAUGGUUGAUGUGGAAUAUGCAUGGCUGCCAUCAAAAUGUUCUAGGUGUGGCCAAUUAGGACACAAAGUUAAGCGUUGUUUACAAACUGUUUCAAGUGUAGCUGCUACUACAACAACUAAGGCUCCUGCGAUGGAUGAUGACAUACGCUCUGUGAUCACCACAAGUACUCCUAAGAAAGCUUCAAUAUCUGCUCAAGUUGAUUUCCCAACUCAAGUUGAUCCUGUCUCAGCUCCUGCCACCAUAACUACUUCUACGGAAGUUUCAUCUCAAGUUGACGACACUACGUUAGCUCAAGUUGCUUCUGUCUCAUCUCCUGCCACCAAAAGUACUUCUACGGAAGCUCCAUCUGCUCAAGUUGACCUUACGUUAGCUCAAGUUGCUUCUGUCUCAACUCCUGUCACUGAGGUACCUCCUUGUGACCCAAUUACUACUUUUGUGUCUACAACACAACCUAUUAAUCAAGCUACUAUCAUCGCUGAGGAAUUUAUUGAGUCUCCUACUUUAGGGGCUGCUAGUUCUUUAUCAACAGAUAUCAUUGCUCAAGGAAACUCCACUUUCCAUUUGGAGAGCGAGAGAUUGAUUGAGCGAGAUCUUGGUUCUAAUAAGUUUGCCUCAUUGGCUUUACCGGAAGAAGAAGCAGAUUCGUCGGAUUCAGACAAGGAGUCAGAUGAGACGGAUUUUAUGACACCUUCCGGGAAGAGAAUCCUUCGAGACAGACCGGUUAAACCAUCGACAAAGGCUAAAGAAAUGAAUUGGCAAAUAACGGCUCGUGGACGUGGAAGGGCGUGGCUGAGUCUCAUUUUCUUUAGCUUAAAGUAUAUCGGAGCGGAAGAUUCGAUAUAA
Messenger RNA from Microthlaspi erraticum, 2082 nucleotides. Lineage: Eukaryota; Viridiplantae; Streptophyta; Magnoliopsida; Brassicales; Brassicaceae. The record is from the annotation of a GenBank genome assembly.